Molecule: messenger RNA, 1110 nt
Organism: Mugil cephalus (flathead mullet)
Lineage: Eukaryota; Metazoa; Chordata; Actinopteri; Mugiliformes; Mugilidae
Gene: hes2.1
Product: hes family bHLH transcription factor 2, tandem duplicate 1
Exons: 3
Coding region: 58-660 (200 amino acids)
Biological process (GO): regulation of transcription by RNA polymerase II; anterior/posterior pattern specification; regulation of neurogenesis
Cellular component (GO): nucleus
Molecular function (GO): RNA polymerase II cis-regulatory region sequence-specific DNA binding; DNA-binding transcription factor activity, RNA polymerase II-specific; protein dimerization activity
Source: RefSeq, a predicted model, not a curated record
CGCUCCGAGAGCAAGUACCUCCCCUCAAAAAAGCACAAGCAACAAGCAGCAAACGAAAUGACUCCCAGCGUCACUACAGAGGCCAGCCAGCCUCUCCCUGCGAGGUCCACCGUGGCCCAGAGGAAACAAGCCAACGAACUCAGAAAGACUCUGAAACCCUUGUUGGAAAAGAGAAGACGUGCUCGCAUCAAUGACAGUCUGAAUCAUUUGAAGAGCCUGAUUCUGCCCCUUGUUGGAAAAGACAACGCGCGCUACUCCAAGCUGGAGAAAGCUGACAUUCUGGAAAUGACCGUGCGCUUCCUCAGAGACCUCCCUUCCAGCCCAGUCAAAGACUCCGCAGACAGUUACAGAGAAGGCUACAAAGCCUGCCUCCAGCGCGUCUCCGCCCUGCUCCCCAAAACAAGCCUGGAUCGAGACGCGUGCCAGCGGGUCAACGACUUCGUGCAGCAGUCCAUGUCCUCCACAGUCACUCCAGCCUGCCUGAACUGCUGCGCGCAAAGCUCCAGAGCUUUCCCUCAGUUCCAGCAAAGACUUCAGAGCCUCAAAUCCAGCUUCGGCUCCAGAAUGGAGAGCCAGUCCCGCAGCAGUAGCGCAGCGGCUCCCAGUCAGGCUCAGUCAGGCCCUCAGCCCGUCAGCGCUGCAAUGUGGAGACCUUGGUAGAUUGUGGACGUUUAUCUUAUGUGUGUUAUUUAUUUUUGCAAUGCUUUUUUACCGAUAUUUAUAUUAACAUGCCAGUAGUGUUAGCAUAUAAAAAGAAUAGUUGAAGCUGCUGUAAAAUUAAGUCAAUUCAGCGUUCGACUCGUUUAAUGCCAGAGGGCACGAGCACAGAUCUCACAGAAACUGAAGUCUAUGAACUUUUUAAAAAUGCAAUCCUCUUUGGGGUUUCAGAGAUAUGGGUUGUAGACAACACUUUUGUAAAACCCCAAGGGUUAUUUUGUUUGAGGUUUGCACGAUGGACUUAAAAGUAUUUUGGUCUGUGCAAAAGAAUAGUCUGUAAACACUAUGUGUUAAGUAAUAUUCUAUCCAGUGUGUGUACGUGAAAGCAACGUGUUUUGUGGCGUUUCUCUUGUUAUGUCAGAAGAAGAAUUUCAAUAAAUAACUUUCGACAAA